GCUUUACUAAAAUCUGUCCCGGCGGGGAGGCGAUUGCAGCCCCUUCCCCUCCUUCCUUUCCCCGCCGCCUCGCUGCAGGGACCUGGUGGAAGCUGGAGGCGGGGGGGAUGACUUUGAACUUCCAGACCCCCCCAGCCCUGGCUGCAGCCGUGGUUAUGGACGGGCAGAGCCCCCGCAGGUUUUAAUUUGGGGUUACAGCCCCUUGUUCUCCAGUGGAACGCAGCGUUAAUCAAAAGGCUUUUAAUAACGCCCCCGGCUUUGCUUUAAAUAAGGAACCCGUGCAGCUUGCUUUGUUAUUUCAGCCACUUUGGUGUCUCAGAGUUUCUUUAGCUUUAAUUUCCGUGGCGAUAACAGUUUGUAAAGUGAAAUACAUGACCGGGCCAACUGCUGCUGUAUGAAGGAGGUUCGUUUUCUAGAACCUAAUUAAAAGCACCUCGCUGUGCUCCCGUUUCUGUCGAGAGCCGUGUUGUUAAACCUCAAAGGAAAACGCUGGGCAGGAUCGGAGCAGGGGGUGUCGUGAUACUGGUCGCUCUGUCUGGUGAGUGAUUUGGGUGGAAAAGAGGAGUUUUCUGGUGCUCAGCGCCUGCCUCUUUUCCUCCUCUCGCAGAUUACUGCAUGAACCCACAGACGGUCCUGCUGCUCCGGGUCAUCGCUGCCUUCUGCUUCCUGGGAAUCAUCUGCAGCCUCUCGGCUUUUCUCCUCGAUGUCUUCGGACCCAAGCACCCGGCGUUAAAGAUCACUCGCCGCUACGCUUUCGCUCACAUCCUCACAGUCCUGCAGUGUGCCACCGUCAUCGGAUUCUGCUACUGGGCCUCGGAGCUGAUCCUCGCCCAACAACAGCAGCACAAAAAAUACCACGGCUCCCAAGUUUACGUCACCUUCGCCGUCAGCUUCUACCUGGUAGCGGGUGCCGGGGGAGCCUCCAUCCUCGCCACCGCCGCCAACCUGCUGCGUCACUACCCCACCGAGGAAGAGGAGCAAGCCCUGGAGCUCCUGUCCGAGAUGGAGGAGAAUGAACCUUACCCAGCCGAGUACGAAGUGAUCAACCAAUUCCAGCCGCCGCCGGCGUACACUCCCUGAUGCCGGCGCCGCGAUGCGCUCAUCGCUUUCUCCCACCCCCGAACUUCACUUUCUCGGCACCUCCUUCCCUCUUCUGAUCUCUCCUGCGCAGAGGAAAGGACUUUUCGGGUCAGAUGAUCGGCGUUUUCUUCCUAUCCCUUAUUUUAUUAACUUCACAGCGUGAUUUUUAACCCCGCGCCGGCUCGGCUGGCCGAAAUAACGACGGCGUCAUCCCCCCGGGCGGCUUCUCCCUGGCACGAGAGGUGCUGGGAUUCGCUCUCCCCCCCCAUCAGAGAUCUCUUCCCCACCCUGUGCUGGGAAAAUGGGGAGGAAAUGGCGCCAGAUUCCCAGCCCGGCACGCGGUGAACUCAUGUCCCUCCUCUGCUGAGGUGUUACGUACGCCCGGAGAAAGGUGUGACACAUGCGUGUGUGUAUAUAUUUAUAUAUAUAUAUAUAUAUAUAUAUAUAGGGAAAACACCCCCCCGGUGUGCUGGUGGGAGAGGAACAGCCCUUUAGAGCGGCUGUACAGCAGGAGGAAGAUAGAGCAACCC
Athene cunicularia (burrowing owl) is the source of this 1610-nucleotide messenger RNA. It is a transcript of the gene TMEM127, whose product is annotated as transmembrane protein 127. Lineage: Eukaryota; Metazoa; Chordata; Aves; Strigiformes; Strigidae. The coding region runs from base 616 to 1080 and encodes 154 amino acids. The record is from RefSeq and is a predicted model, not a curated record. The transcript is spliced from 2 exons. Gene Ontology annotation, cellular component: membrane. Gene Ontology annotation, biological process: negative regulation of TOR signaling; negative regulation of cell population proliferation.